AAGUACUUUCGUCAAGCCGAUCUUGAGAGUUCGGGAUGUCGUUGGGCGCGAACAGAUAAGACUGCUUUUAUAAGACCACAUACGCGGCUUGACAUUAGCUACUUCACUUUCCCCCAUGUUGAACGAAAACCAGUGACCAGUGAGUUGGAAAAAUCCAUCUAAAGACCACUGGCAGUCACCAGACCAAAUAUUGGUCAGAAGGACAACCGCUUCAAUCGCCUUUCGAACAAGCAAGCGGCAUUCAAGCAGAGUAGGGGGGCCUGCUGCUAUUCAGGAUGCCGGACUAUCUUCCUCACGUCAUGAAGCCCACCCUGAUGUGGCAUUGGAGGUCAUGGGAAAACAUCAAGGCCGCUUCGACAUUCACAUUGGCCAACUAUAUGAAUAUCAUCCUUAUUGUCUUCUUCCUAGGGCUUGCGUUAUGGCAAGCAAAGUCCAAACAGAGCGCCGCCGCCAAAGCCGGUCAUGAUAGACGCUAUCUCAAAGCGCCUGAAUUUCCUCCCAUCGAGGAGCAAAUCGACUUCGAUUGGAAAACCACCGAACCAGUCCAAGCCCGGCCUUUCAAGCCCAAAUACCACUUGACCAUGGCCGAAUCUGACUCCUCAGCCCUUGAGAACCUCGCGCCCUCAGAACUGCUGCUCAUGGACAAGACCUACGCCGAUCGCAUCGAAUACCGCAAGGACAUCAUGGCGAAGCACGGUAAGCAUGUUAUCAAUGUAAACGACGAUGAGCGUGUUCGCCCCGCCGUCGUUGAGUUCUACAUCUUCCUGAUGGGCACGUUCCUGCCCUUGCGCUUCCCACAGGUCUUCAAGCUCCACGAGACCAAUUACGAGGCGGGCCAGACAUUCAUGCUCCAGAACACCGUGACAGGCGCACUAUUCCCUGCCAAACCCGGCUCCAAAACUCCGACUUCCAGACUCCUCGAGAUCCUUGGCCGGACCAUCGAUGAGGAUUUUCUAUUCCUUCUGCCCGAAAAGGACACGGAAGAUCCCAAAUACGUGCUCGAAGCAUACGUGACGGUAUGUCCAUCCGGAUUCGACCCGGCAGAGAAAAUCGGCCAGCGACUCGCCGCCAUCCACGGGCCCGUCCCAGGCUACAGCUCCAAGCUGGAAGGUAGCAUGGACCGCUUCUUUGCCAAAAUCGAGCCCGGCAAGUACGUUAAGCGUGUGAACUGGAGCAUAACGACCAACGCGGACCUGUACGCCGCCCAUUCUAAAACGCAUGCACAUGACGGCGACAGGGCCGACGAUACCGUGGAGCUCGACGAGGUGGACGUCGACAAGACAUUCGUCCGCUCCGAGCGGCAGACACUCCAUCGACUGCCAAAGUCGAAGGCACUGGUCUUUGCGUUCCACACAUAUCUAUAUCCGAUCAGACAGAUCAAAGAGGAAGGCUCAGGCGAGGAGCUUGCCGACGCGAUCGACGGCUUGAAGGCAGGUAACGUGCCACAGAUGCACUUUUACAAGCGUGGCGCCGUAUGGGGUGAGGCUGUCAAGAAGUACCUGCGAAGUUGAUGGAGCAGUGAUAUACAUGUCGACAUAUGUAUACAGGUUUUGGAACCAAUCAUGC
Messenger RNA from Exophiala viscosa, 1566 nucleotides. RefSeq lists its product as uncharacterized. Lineage: Eukaryota; Fungi; Ascomycota; Eurotiomycetes; Chaetothyriales; Herpotrichiellaceae. The coding region runs from base 276 to 1511 and encodes 411 amino acids. The transcript is spliced from 3 exons. The record is from RefSeq and is a predicted model, not a curated record.